AGCGUGUGGGCUCCGCUCCCGUUACUCGGUGUGAAAGUUUGUGACCGGAGGGCGAGGGGCGCAUCUUCUUAGUGAGACCCGCAGAAACAUGCAGCCGUGACCCGGUUCGGCUGUCCAGAACGCAACCCAGCACACGGAAAGGAAAGAUGACAGCUAAAGCUCUGGAAAAAGUACCAGUGAAUCUGGGUGGCUUCGCGCACCCGGUGGCGGACGGCGUCUUCACGGUGGAUGACGUCUCCGGCUUACCGCCCUCAAUCGCCGUGUUCCCCAACAGCGAGCUGGGAGCGCACUACGAGCAGACCAAUGUGGCAGCAGAUGCUCUGAUGGGUUCAGACACAGAGAAGCGCUCCUUGGACCUGUCCUCCUAUUCCAGCGGCUUCUCCCAGUCCGCAGCACAUGUGAACCAGACCUUCACCUACAUGGGGAAGUUCUCCAUCGACUCCCAGUCUCCCGGGAACUGGAACCCUGAGGGGGUAAUCAACAUCGUUUCGGGCAUCUUUAACAUGGCUCAGCCGCCUCCUCCUCCUCCGCCUCCCUCUUCAUCGGCGUCCUCCUCCCCGGCUUCAUCAGAAUCUCCUCAUCCCUUCUUCAGCAGAAAUCUGAGCUGCACCAUGGCGGCUCAGAGUCAGGCAGACAUAGACCACCACCGCCACCUGUACUCCCCCCCGCCUCCUUACACCUCCUCUGGCUGCGGGGAGGUGUACCAGGACCCAUCAGCGUUUCUGUCUACCUCCAGCUGCCCGAUAGCCUCCUACCCUCCUCCCUCCUACUGCUCACCCAAACAGCCCAGCAGCGCGGACGCUCCGGGGCUGUUUCCCAUCAUUCCCGACUACUCGGGAUUCUUCCAGCCGUCCUGUCAGCUGGACAUACACACGGCGACUAUCCAAGACAGGAAGCCGUUUGUUCCAUGUCCCCUUGAUACGUUCAGAGUCCCGCCACCCCUCACCCCGCUGAACACUAUCAGGAACUUUACGCUGGGGGGUCCAGGUGGAACUGGCUCAGAAGUAGGACCACCGAGACUCCCCUCCGCCUACAGUCCACAAAACCUGCCCCUCAGACCAAUCCUGCGGCCAAGAAAGUACCCGAACCGGCCGAGCAAAACUCCCAUCCACGAGCGGCCGUACCCGUGCCCGGCGGAGGGCUGCGACCGGCGGUUCUCCCGCUCUGAUGAACUGACCAGACACAUCCGGAUCCACACUGGACACAAGCCCUUCCAGUGUCGAAUCUGCAUGCGCAACUUCAGCCGCAGCGACCAUCUCACCACGCACAUCCGCACGCACACGGGAGAGAAGCCGUUCGCCUGCGACUUCUGCGGCCGCAAGUUCGCUCGGAGCGACGAGAGGAAGAGGCACACUAAGAUCCACCUGCGGCAGAAGGAGCGGAAGUCCUCCACGGUGUCCUCCUCUUCCUCCUCCUCUGUAAACUCCGUGCUGGGGCGCGCGCCCGGUGGUGUCAGCGGGAUCUGCUCGUAGGUCCCGACCAGUCACGUCAACAUGCCAAUCAAACAGAACCAGCAGAACAGACCGGAACUUUGGUGCACUCUCACGCACAUCUUUUCAUUUUGAAUGCGCGCUACUGUUGGGACUUCAUACGGACUCCUGUAAAGAAAUGACUCCUGUAAAUAAAUGACUCCUGUAAAGAAAUGACUCCUGUAAAUAAAUGUAAAGUUACGUGAAAACAGCAAUAAUGAGUCAGAGAAAGUGUGGAGAAGUUUAAUUUAUUGACCUGGUUUUGGUUUAACGCGUCGGCCUCCUGCUGCAGUGCCUCGCUGUGUGUCCGUUUACCGACCGGCUCCGUCUAACGGAAACGUUUCCGUUAAAGGUUAUUUUUCUACUCGGUUUCCUGUGCCUGUUGAAUUUGUGUUUUGUGUGUAUAAAUGAUGUAAAUAUGCUGAACUGAACCUGACAUGCUUUGUUGUGUGUUAUUAAAAGCUGAGGAUGAGAAA
Messenger RNA from Nothobranchius furzeri (turquoise killifish), 1945 nucleotides. It is a transcript of the gene egr2b, whose product is annotated as early growth response 2b. The record is from RefSeq and is a predicted model, not a curated record. Gene Ontology annotation, molecular function: DNA-binding transcription factor activity, RNA polymerase II-specific; RNA polymerase II cis-regulatory region sequence-specific DNA binding. Gene Ontology annotation, biological process: regulation of transcription by RNA polymerase II. Lineage: Eukaryota; Metazoa; Chordata; Actinopteri; Cyprinodontiformes; Nothobranchiidae.